AUGGAUUUAAGUGAAAAAUUGUAAGAAGAAGAAAGAUUAAAAAGUUGGGAUUUUAUUGUAAGAUGUGAUGGAAAGCCUAAAAUUUAUGUCAAAAAAGAUAUUAAUGCAAUGGACUAUUAUAAAAAAAAUGAAUGUUAUGAAGAUAUUAAACAAUUAUUUUAUCCUAAUUAGGACAAUUAAGAACCUAUUAAUUAUCAUACAAUAGCACCUAUAAAAGUUUAUUAUAAAAUAUAGCCUGAAAUUAUUUUGCAAGAAUAAAUAAUUAUUGCAGGAUGGGAUAAUAAAGAUUGUGUUGAUUUAGCUUUGAAUGAUAUUUCUAGAGGAGUUAGUUCUUUCCAUAUUAAAUCAAGUAAAUGGAAUAAAUAAAUAGGAGUUAAUCAAUUAGUAGUUUAAGUCCGUGAAAAUCCUGAAUAUGAUGAAAACUUUAUCGAAAAUACGGCUAAAGAUUGGAAAAUAGUAAGUUGGUAUUCAAACAUGUGUGGAUUUUAUAAUUUUAAUGAAAGUGAUAAAAAUAUAAAAUUAGAGAUUGUUAAAAAUACUGAAUUUCAUUCUAAUUUUUAUGCUGCUUGUAAAGAUUAGAAAAAUAUAAAUUUGAAUUAAAUGGAAGAUUUAGAAUUAAUUGAAUUUUGGGAAUCAAUUAAAGAUUUUUGUUAAUAAACUUAAUUAUUUUCUUUUACAGAAUGA
Messenger RNA from Ichthyophthirius multifiliis, 684 nucleotides. RefSeq lists its product as hypothetical. Lineage: Eukaryota; Ciliophora; Oligohymenophorea; Hymenostomatida. Gene Ontology annotation, cellular component: axoneme. The record is from RefSeq and is a predicted model, not a curated record. Gene Ontology annotation, molecular function: beta-tubulin binding; microtubule binding. The transcript is spliced from 5 exons.